Neomonachus schauinslandi (Hawaiian monk seal) is the source of this 875-nucleotide messenger RNA. RefSeq names its product FEV transcription factor, ETS family member (gene FEV). Gene Ontology annotation, cellular component: nucleus. The transcript is spliced from 3 exons. Lineage: Eukaryota; Metazoa; Chordata; Mammalia; Carnivora; Phocidae. The coding region runs from base 162 to 875 and encodes 237 amino acids. Gene Ontology annotation, biological process: regulation of transcription by RNA polymerase II; cell differentiation. The record is from RefSeq and is a predicted model, not a curated record. Gene Ontology annotation, molecular function: sequence-specific DNA binding; DNA-binding transcription factor activity, RNA polymerase II-specific.
CGGGCAGCCCCCUCCCGCCAGGCCCUGCCGGACCCGCGCCGUCUUCUUGUCACCCGCGGUUGCCUCGGGCGGGGAUCGGUGCCCCGGAGCGCAAAGCCUGACGCAUCCCCCCUUUCUCAUCCCCCCCCCACACACCUCCCACCACCCAGACCCUGACGGCGAUGAGACAGAGCGGCGCCUCCCAGCCCCUGCUGAUCAACAUGUACCUGCCAGAUCCCGUCGGAGACGGUCUCUUCAAGGAAGGGAAGAGCCCGGGGUGGGGGCCGCUGAGCCCAGCGGUACAGAAAGGCAGCGGGCAGAUCCAGCUGUGGCAGUUUCUGCUGGAGCUCCUGGCGGACCGCGCCAACGCCGGCUGCAUCGCGUGGGAGGGCGGCCACGGCGAGUUCAAGCUCACGGACCCAGACGAGGUGGCGCGGCGCUGGGGCGAGCGCAAGAGCAAGCCCAACAUGAACUACGACAAGCUGAGCCGCGCGCUGCGCUACUACUACGACAAGAACAUCAUGAGCAAGGUGCACGGCAAGCGCUACGCCUACCGCUUCGACUUCCAGGGUCUGGCCCAGGCCUGCCAGCCGCCGCCCGCGCACGCCCACGCCGCCGCCGCCGCCGCCGCCGCCGCCGCCGCCGCCCAGGACGGCGCGCUCUACAAGCUGCCGGCCGGCCUCGCCCCGCUGCCCUUCCCCGGCCUCUCCAAACUCAACCUUAUGGCCGCCUCGGCCGGCGUCGCGCCCGCCGGCUUCUCCUACUGGCCGGGCCCGGGCCCCGCCGCCACGGCCGCCGCCACCGCCGCACUCUACCCCAGCCCCGGCUUGCAGCCCCCGCCCGGGCCCUUCGGCGCGGUGGCCGCCGCCUCGCACUUGGGGGGCCACUACCACUAG